AUGGAGCGCUGCGAUCUGGGCGAGCGGCGGCGCGGGCCCAUCUGGAGCCGCAGGGCGGGGGCGGCCGCACCGCGGGGAGUUAUGGUGAACAUAACCCACAGUGUCCAAGGGUACCAUUCCAAGACAAUACAUUUUCUGAAUGUGGCUUUUGACAGUUCUGGGGAUUCCCUCCUCGCUGGAGACCGCCAGGGGAAUAUCUAUGUUUUUGACUUGAAUGGGAACAGGUUCAACCUUGUUCAGAGAACAAUGCAGGCUUGCACUGCUUUGGCAUUUAAUCUUCGCAGAAAGACAGAGUUCCUCGUGGCUUUGGCAGAUUAUUCUGUUAAGUGCUUUGAUACAGGAACCCAGGAGCUAGUUAGUUGGAUGAGAGGCCAUGAAUCUUCUGUGUCUUCCAUCUCUGUCCAUGGCUCAGGCAAGUAUGCCAUCACCACUUCCACUGACACAGCUCAACUGUGGGACCUGGACACCUUCCAAAGGAUAAGGAAGCUGAAUGUUCGUCAGUCUGUGGGCAUACAAAAGGUUUUUUUUCUUCCAUUGAGUAACACCAUUCUCAGCUGUUUCAAAGAUAAUUCUGUUUUUGCAUGGGAAUUCGAUACUCUUCACUGUAAAUACCAGUUGUCACCUCCUGUAGAAGGUUCUGUAUUAUUUUAUAAGGUGUUUGCUGUUACCAGGGAUGGUCGGACUUUGGUAGCUGGUGGGAAAUCAAAUCAUCUUCACUUAUGGUGUUUGGAAUUAAAGCAGUUGAUAAAAAUAAUCCAGAUGCCGGAGAAGGUGCGAGCCGUCCGUCACCUGGAAUUCCUCCCUGACAGUUUUGAUGGGGGCUCCAAUCAGGUCCUUGGAGUGUUAAGUCAAGAUAAUAUUAUGAGAUUUAUCAAUAUAGAAACAUCCCAAAUUCUUUUUGACAUUGGGAGUCCUGAAGAGGGAAUUAGUACAGCUGUGAUUAGUCCAAAUGGACGGUAUAUUGCUUCAGUAAUGGAAAAUGGGAGCCUUAACUUAUACAGUGUCCAAGCUUUGACUCAAGAAGGAAAUAAGCCUCCACCAUUCACGUUCAAAGUUGUAGAAGAUGGGCCCAAGUACACAUCAGAGGCAAAUAAACUGAUCACAAAAGUGACUUCAGAAAGGUCAAAGGGGCCAUGGAAAUCCAAACAAAGCAAAAUUCAAAGCAGAUUGCUGAAACUGCAAGCAAAUACAUCACUUGAAAAUAAAGAGAAUGAAUUACCAGGUGGAUUAAACAAGAAACGUCUGCAGGCCUUACUGAAAGGAUUUGGAGAAUAUCCAGCUAAGUACAGGAUGUUUGUUUGGCGUUCCUUAUUGCAACUUCCUGAAAACCACUUGGCAUUCAGUAGCCUGAUAGAUAGGGGAAUCCACAGUGCAUUUGUAAAUAUUCAGAAAGAGUAUCCUAUCAAAAGUGGGAAACUGCUGAGAGUUCUACAGAGGACCUUGUCAGCUCUAGCUCACUGGUCUGCUAUCUUUGCUGAGAUACCUUACAUGCCUUUGCUAGCAUUCCCAUUUGUAAAAUUAUUCCAGAACAACCAGCUGAUCUGCUUUGAGGUUGUUGCUACAGUAGUAGUUAAUUUUUGCCAACAUUGGUUCGAGUACUUUCCCAAUCCUCCAAUUAAUGUCCUUGGUAUGAUGGAAAAUGUUUUGGCACAUCAUGACAAAGAACUGCUUCAGCAUUUAAUAAAAUACAAUGUGACUUCACAGGUUUAUGCUUGGCCUCUCCUAGAAACACUAUUAUCUGAGGUUCUAACAAGAGAAGAAUGGCUGAAAGCCUUUGACAAUAUUUUCUCCAACCAUCCUUCAUACUUUCUAAUGAUUGUCAUUGCCUAUGUUAUAUGUUCCAGAGCUUCCUUGCUCCACUGUAAUCAAGCAGCAGAUUUUGAGUUUUUCUUUCAUCACCGUAACAACGUGGACAUUGAUGUUGUGAUUAAGGAAGCCUAUCAUCUUAUGGAGGCUACACCUCUGGAUAUCCAUCCCCAGCAAAUGCUUGAUGACUUCACACCACUUACAAAAGGACAGUACCCUGUGUUUAAUAAAUAUCCCAUGUUCAUUGUGAAUUAUCAAGCUCAGAAAUGGGAGAAGAUCAGACAAGAUGAAAUUGAAUACUUGAAAGAGAGACAGUUAGCACAUGAAUCAGAAGCCAAAGCACAGGAACAGAAAGCAGAAGAUGAAGCCUGGUAUCAAAGGCAGAAAUUACUUCAAGAAGCUGAAGAACAGAGACAAAAAAUCCUACUGGAAGAAGAGAAGUUGGCAGAACAGAGGCAGAGGCUUGCUGUGGUGAAAAGAGAACUGAAAGUAAAGGAACUGCAACUUUUAGAUGGUUCAAGAAGGCGUUUUCUGAACUACCACCAAGAUCAGCUUCAAAUGGAACUGAAAUGUCUCGAUGAUGAAAUUGCAAGAAAGCAUCUAAUCAAAGACCAAGAGGCAGUUACAAAGGAAAUGAAAGAGGUGGAGGCCCAUCGGAGAAGGGUGGAUCUGGAAGAUCAACGUGUUCAGAGAUUGAUAGAAAUGGAUAAAGAAGAAAUACAGAAAGCUCGGACAGUGGCUGAAGAAAAUGUAGCCAGAGGUGAGCAGAAGUACACUGACAGUGACUGGAGACCCAGGUGGGAUGAGCAGGACCAGGAGGAGUGCUACAGAGAGAUUGCCAAGCUCCUGCAUGACAACAGGGUGAGAGAAGCUGAACUGCUCAAGGCCAUGAGGGAGGCAGAAGAAAAAAAGCAGGAAGAUGUUGUACAGAAUAAAGCCCAACUGGAGGAAGAGCAGAAGGUGGCUGCUGCUGCAGAUGGGCACAGGAAGCAGUUCUCAGAUGACAGAAUGAAUGAUGAGUUAGAACUGGCUGAGAAGCUGCAGAGGGAAGAUGGCUGUUUUGAGAGACUGCAUGAUUUAAAGGCCAGGUGUACAGAGAGAGGGGUGGAAGUCCAGCAGGUGCCAGGGUCUGGAAACAUCUCUCCCAGUGAUCUGUCUACAUUAGCAUCAUCACUACACAAAAAUGUCUUUGCUCCCAGGGAUGGCGUAGGCAGGAGCCGGGCCGAGCUGGCGCGCCGGGAGCGGGAGCUGAUGGCCGAGGUGCGGCGCCUCAGACGCAGGAUCGCCUCACGGGCCCGGGCCGGGCUCCCUGCAGCCCCCUCCCCACCACAGCCUGCUCGCCCUGAGGGGACUUGCACUGCACCUUCAGCUGCACCUUCAAAUUAUUCAUCAGUGAAAAGCUAAAUAUGUAUAGUGUGUAUAGUGUGAUUCAAGAUGGAUCAUAGACUUAUUAAAGGCUUUUGGAGAUAUUUUUAUGUAAGAAUAAAAUCAUAGCUAGAAAAUAUGUCUUUUGUUUGUAACCUUGUUGUUUUUACUUCUAAAAUAAACUAAUUUUUUACCAUUAA
This is a messenger RNA of Melospiza georgiana, 3371 nucleotides long. RefSeq names its product TBC1 domain family member 31 (gene TBC1D31). Gene Ontology annotation, cellular component: centrosome. Gene Ontology annotation, molecular function: protein binding. The transcript is spliced from 22 exons. The record is from RefSeq and is a predicted model, not a curated record. Bases 1 to 3210 code for a protein of 1069 amino acids. NCBI's taxonomy places the organism in Eukaryota, Metazoa, Chordata, Aves, Passeriformes, Passerellidae.